Molecule: messenger RNA, 1969 nt
Organism: Mycena citricolor
Lineage: Eukaryota; Fungi; Basidiomycota; Agaricomycetes; Agaricales; Mycenaceae
Source: the annotation of a GenBank genome assembly
CGUGGAUGCGGCAAGCAUGAUGAUCAUCGUCAAGUUAAUCUUGACAAGUCCUGCAGGUGGCUGUGCUAAGAAUUUGUUGAUCGAUGCUGUUCACAUCACAUGACUGAAAAUGUGUCACAGCCAUCAGUCGACCUCAUGCGACUCAUGUGAUGCGAGCCCCAUGAAUGACGCAGCUUGUACUCUCAUUUCCAACGCCUCAACCACCACCUGCCUGAGAAUCACAGAACUGCCGGCACCUCGCUUGGGUCUCUUCUGAUGGCUACUUCGGAGCCGUGGAUUCAGCUGCACCGCGGGCAGGCUCACUCAGGCUCCCCGGUCCUCACUGGGAAGGAAACUAGCUGCCUUCCUGCGGUCGAUUCUCCAUGGCCCCGGCGCGUUCAUGCUUGCCCUUCGAUCGGAUGGAGAAGCGCUAUGAAUAGUCUGUGCCCGGAAGCACAAGCGUAGUCGCAUGAAGCCACGAACAUCACGCACGACGUCAUAUCUGCGCCGCACCCAGCCCACGUUGCCCGCGUGUCCAAUUCUUGCGUGGGAGCGGGCGGUGGCGCAUGAGGGGCUAAGGUUGUCUGCCUGUCUCUUUGUUUGUCUGGCAGGCUCCAAAUGACUGUACGUUUGUCUUUUGCCACCCAACCACGACGAUGCACGCCGCCGCUACGAUCACGACCCUCCUCUCGCUCUUUGCCAGCACCUACGCGGUCUCCAAUCUCCAGGGCCCCACCAACGCUGCCCCCGGGUCGAAUGUCACCGCGACCUGGUCCUCAGGCUCCUCUGACACCCAGACGAUGACCCUGGCGUUGCUCAGCGCUGACACCAACGUCACCUACCCGGGUGGAUUGGCUGUUGCCAACACUGUGGUUCCUGGCGACAACAAGGCCACGUUCCUGUUCCCCCCAACUGACCCUGGCACGUACAAGCUCGUCCUGUACUCUUCGUCCAACACGAGCGACGUCCUCGCGACGAGUGGAUCCUUCUCCGUUGGCGCCGCUGCCCCAGCCUCGACGGCGUCUGGCUCCACCGCCCCGCCGGCAUCGUCUGCAUCCAGCAAGCCGGCGACCUCCUCGGGGUGCGUGUUGCUUCCAUCUGUUCAUCUCGGAGCGUUCGGUUGGGGGGGCUUCAUCUGCACUCUAACUCGGAAUGCAGCCCCACCGCCACGGAUCCACCUCUCCACUGCUCCCUGCUCCAUUGCUGCUCCUAGCCUGGUGCUUACCCUUUUCGCAGGUCCGUGAGCCACAGCGUCACCGCGCCCAUCGCCUCGAUCACAUCGUCCGCCGCGGCCGCCGCGUCGUCCAUCGCCUCCGGCGCGGUCUCCCAGAUCUCGAGCGUCGUGUCAGUAGCCUCGGCUGGCGCAUCGUCCGUCGCCGUCAGCGCCGCCAGCGCCGCGAGUGCCGCCAGUGUGAGUGCCGCCAGUGCCGCCAGUGCAGCGAGCGCAAGCGCCUCGGGAGCCAGGCCCAGCUCCUCUUCCAACGCCGCAGUACCCACGCACGCCGGCUCCGGGAUGGGCUUGGCUGCGUUCGUUCUGGGCCUCUUCAUGCUCUGAGUGGGUGUGCGGGAGCUAGAUAGACGGACGGACGGACGACGGACUGCUCGCACUCUCUUCCAAAAGCCAUUCACGUCUUACUUGCGGUCUCUGUUUUGCAUCUGGGUGUACUGGACACUAGUUCUUUCGUCGUUGUUGUUGUUGUUCGUGCACGUGCGUGCUACAUAGGUGUAUGUAACUCUGUAUGUGCCUUCUUGCUUGUGAUACAUAUACCCUGGGUCGUUUUCAUCUCCACCGUGAUGGCUGAUGGCUAGGGGACGCCCGUGUAUGGACAUGUGUGAUGUCCUGGGGAGAGAUAAUGGCACAGAUGGCUGCCCAGAUCUUCCUUGGCCCGUCGUGUGAAUUGUGGGCCAGCCCGGGAGGACAAUGUCAAAAAUAUGAUGUCUCAAAAAGGAAAUCGAUCAGCCCCGACAUCAAUUCAUUGUCGUCGCGCUU